Recurvomyces mirabilis is the source of this 732-nucleotide messenger RNA. RefSeq lists its product as uncharacterized. The coding region runs from base 1 to 732 and encodes 243 amino acids. NCBI's taxonomy places the organism in Eukaryota, Fungi, Ascomycota, Dothideomycetes, Mycosphaerellales, Teratosphaeriaceae. Gene Ontology annotation, molecular function: protein binding. The record is from RefSeq and is a predicted model, not a curated record. The transcript has a single exon.
AUGCCGUCUAAGAUCAAGCCUGCGGUCCUGGUGACGGAGGAGCAACCCCUGGAGGAGCAGAAAUUGCCACAGAACUGGCCUGAGGGCAUCACAUAUUUGACCGAUCACACCUACUCCGAUGCAGUGACCACAGAGCAGAAGACCGCUUUAUCUCGCACACUGUCAGACGAUGCUACUUGGAUACAAGUCCGCGCCAGCGAGAUAGAAUCUCCAAGCAAGAACGUUGAGAUCAAGGUCAUAACCGACGAGAAGCACCCUGCAUGUGGCCAGCGAGGGAUCUUUGCCGCCCACAGUCUCAUCCCAGACAGUUUCAUUCUGCUAUACCUUGGACAUGUUCACACAAAUGCACUGUCGGACACAGACUCGAAAAGUGAUUACGACCUCAAUCUCGAUGGCGAACUCGGUCUCAGCGUGGAUGGUGUGAACUCCGGCAAUGAGUCGCGCCAUGCGAACGACUAUCGCGGCAUAUCUGAACGACCCAAUGCAGAGUUCCGAGACUGCUACGUUCAAGUCCCGUCUGCGAGACGUGCAGGCGGGAUGAAGUGGGAGCGGAGGGUUGCCAUCUUUGUGCUCUCUGCUGGUAAUGCUGGGAAGAGGAAGGCUGGGAUCAAGGCUGGAGAGGAGAUCCUGGUCAACUAUGGUAAAAGUUAUUGGGAGGCAAGGAAGAGGAUUGCCUCUUUCCGGCACGAUGAAGCGAUGUUAAAGAUUGCCAGUCUUGCUCUCGAAGGGUGA